AUGUCACCGACAGCUCAACCUCAAGAAUUAGAUGAUACAGCUAAUGCAGUUCUCCCUGUUCUAUAUUCCUCAACCGACGAUGAAGUUGGAAUCUGGCGUGAAGUUCUUGCAUCGAAAAAGACUAACACUAAUCAAGGAAGCACUGUGAUUGUUCUAGGAGAUAAUCGAUGCGGGAAAUCUUCUCUUCUUGGCCGACUUGACAAAUCUGAUCGCACUGUGAAACCAAAAUCGUUAUUGGGGUAUCGUGUUCUACAUGUUCAGAAUGAUGCUCGUGAUGCUAGUUAUGCUUAUCAAUUGGGAACUGCUGGAGCGAAUUUGAACCCAUCAGAGCUGCUUCAAAUUCCUGUUUGGUCUUUGGACAGCAAUGAGAGCUGCGCUUCUCUUCUUAAAUAUGCUCUUCCGGCAACUCCAUCGGAAGUUAUAUUCAUUCUUUCUGCGAGCAUUGAAAAUCCGAACCUUAUCCAUUCUUUGAAAAGAUGGGCUAAUGUUUGCACAGAACAAGCUCAGAAACAUUUCUCGAAAGAAGACCUGAAGGCCGGGAAAAACCAGCAAGAAAGAAUGUGGCAAGAAUAUGUUGAUCCAGUUCAAUCUCAAAUGAGCACCUCUGUUGUUGGGAAUUUCGCCGAUGAGCACAGUUUGCUUCCUCUUGACCAAGGAACACUCACUGAAAACUGUGGAGUUACUUUUAUGGUCGUGAUCACUAAAUCUGAUCUGGGCAAGGAAUUCACCGAUUCGCAGUUUGCCAAAAUCAACAUUCAGCUUCGCAAAUUAUGUUUAAGCCUCGGAGCCACUCUCAUUUUUACGAGUACCAAGGAGUCGAAAAAUAUUCAGUUACUCCAGAAGUAUAUUGUUCAUCGUUCGUUUGGAACGGCUUUCACCAGCGCCGCUCAAGUUAUUGAAAGAGAAUCCAUUUUUGUCCCUGCUGGAUGGGAUGGUGAAAAGAAAAUUGAUAUCAUUCGAGAGUCAAUCCCCGAUGCAGAUUCUGCUCUCGAACCUACUCGUGACAAGUUGAGACCAGUCGCUAAAGAACAUUUGAUCGAAGCUGAAGAGGAUCAAGCGUUUCUCAAACGAUUAGCAGACACUCUUCAAACGGCAACCACUAGCUCUGGACCAAAGCAGCGGACAAUGCAAGAAGAACCUGCCGAUAAAGAUAGCCCGCUUGCAAACUUCUUUUCAAACUUGCUUAAGGCACAGCUGGAUCGUCUUCUUAAAUCAGCUCAGAGUUCGAAAGCUCAGCCUCCUCGUGAUAGCGACGCAUAA
Messenger RNA from Caenorhabditis remanei, 1260 nucleotides. RefSeq lists its product as uncharacterized. Gene Ontology annotation, molecular function: dynein heavy chain binding. The record is from RefSeq and is a predicted model, not a curated record. The coding region runs from base 1 to 1260 and encodes 419 amino acids. Gene Ontology annotation, biological process: microtubule cytoskeleton organization; microtubule-based movement. NCBI's taxonomy places the organism in Eukaryota, Metazoa, Nematoda, Chromadorea, Rhabditida, Rhabditidae. Gene Ontology annotation, cellular component: cytoplasmic dynein complex; centrosome. The transcript has 7 exons.